Messenger RNA from Mesocricetus auratus (golden hamster), 1978 nucleotides. RefSeq names its product zinc finger protein 58. Gene Ontology annotation, cellular component: nucleus. NCBI's taxonomy places the organism in Eukaryota, Metazoa, Chordata, Mammalia, Rodentia, Cricetidae. Gene Ontology annotation, molecular function: RNA polymerase II cis-regulatory region sequence-specific DNA binding; DNA-binding transcription activator activity, RNA polymerase II-specific. The record is from RefSeq and is a predicted model, not a curated record. The coding region runs from base 110 to 1348 and encodes 412 amino acids. The transcript is spliced from 4 exons. Gene Ontology annotation, biological process: regulation of transcription by RNA polymerase II.
CGUCCAGGAAAGCCUUUUCCGGAUUUAGAUUAAACACGUGCGUCUUCCGCAAACUUGGGCGCGAGUCCUGCCCUGCUGCGUCUCCUGCUGUAUCUCUGAGUUGGAGGAAAUGCUGUCCUUCUGGGAUGUGGCCAUUGAGUUCUCUCCAGAAGAGAGGAAAUACCUGGAUCCUGCUCAGUGGAAUCUGUACAGGGAUGUGAUGUUGGAGAAUUACAGCCACCUUGAUUUCCUGGGUCUUGCUGUCCCUAAGCCACAGCUGGUGACAUUUCUGGAGCAAAGACAAGAGCCUUCAGAAGUGGAGAGACAGGCAGCAGCCACCGUGCACCCAGGAACAAGAUCCAAGAAUUAUAAUGUAUAUAGCAAGGGCACCGAUUAUAACUCACUACGUAUUCAAUGCCAGAGAAUUGAUGCAGGGGAGAAACCCUACAAGUGUGAAGAAUGUGGUAAGGGCCUUAGUUCUUAUAAAACAUUUUCUAUACACCAGAGACUUCACACUGGAGAGAAACCCUACAAGUGUAAAGAAUGUCAUAAAGCCUUCAAUACUCGCUCAUCACUUUUUAUACACCAGAAAAAUCAUACUGAUGAAAAAACCUACAAAUGUAAAGAAUGUGGCAAAUCGUUUUACUAUCCUUCAAUGCUGAAGCAGCAUCAAAGAAUUCAUUCUGGAGAGAAACCCUGCAAGUGUGAAGAGUGUGGGAAAGCUUUUUAUGUCCCUUCAUUCCUUCAGGCACAUCAACGAAUUCACACUGCAGAGAAAUCAUACAAGUGUGAAGAGUGUGGCAGAUGUUUUUCCUCAUCGUCAUACCUUAAACAACAUCAGAUGAUUCACUCUCUAGAAAAUCCCUAUAAGUGUGAGGAGUGUGGCAAAAGGUUUUCCUGUUUUGCAAAGCUUCAAGAGCAUCAGACAGUUCACACUGGAGAGAAAUCAUACAAGUGUGAGGAGUGUGGCAAAUGUUUUUGCUUCUCUUCAUCUCUUCGGCGACAUCAAACAAUGCACCGUAAAGACAAACCCCACAAGUGCAAAGAGUGUGGCAGAUGUUUUUACUCGUUAGUAUCCCUUAGACGACAUAAAAAAAUCCACUCUGAAUAUAAUCCUUAUACGUGUGAGCAAUGUGGCAAACGGUUUUCCUAUGCUAGGCAUCUUCAGGAACAUCAAACAGUUCACACUGGAGAGAAGCCAUACAAGUGUGAGGAAUGUCACAAAGCCUUUCAUUGUCACUCAUCCCUUAGGAGACACAAGAGAGUUCAUAAUGGAGAGAAACCCAACCACUGUAAAGGUAGGGACAGAGAUUUUUCCUCAUCUUCACGCCUUAGACAACAUAAAAGAAAAAAGGAAAAUUCAUUCUAAAGACAAUCCCUAGAAGUGUGGAAAAUGUGACAGAGACUUUGUUAAUCUUUAUACCCUUACUCAACACAUGAUAUAGCUCAUACAGGAGAGAAAUCCUAUAAAUGUCUUAAAAACUUUACUUGUUCCACUCUUAAAACACAGGAAAUGAUUCAUUCUGACUAGAAAGUCCAUGAGGGUGUGAAGAGUAGUAAAAUCUUUGCUAAAAAUUAGAUCUCGCCGGGCUGGACCGAUAGCCUCCAAAAUAAUACAGAGAAACCCUGUCUCGUAAAAACCAAAAAAAAAAAAAAAAAAAAAAAAAAAAAAUUAGAUCUCAUCCUGGAACACGAUAAAUAAAAGAUUGGGACAGGAAUUGGAGUUCAAAUUUCAAGCUGAUGAUCAGAAAAGCAAAGCAGCCUGCCACUAUCUCUUACUUCCAGCUCAGGCUAGAAGGGCUGAUUCAUGAGCUCUUCACCAAGCCUCAAACUGCUGCCUUUCCUCAGUGUGGCUGGAGAAUAUAUGUCUUCUGUUGUCAGUGUGGCUGGCAAAUGAAUGCCUCCUAUCAAUGUGACUGGAGAAUGAAUGCCUGAUACUGAGAUCUUGCUCCUGUCUUAUAUACCUCUCUAGUGCUGCGAUUAAAGGUGUGUGAUCCCA